UUUGACUUCUGACCGAUCACCACCACAAAGAAGCUUCUCCAAGCUAACGCCGGUCCAACGCGGCAGAGGCCAGCGCCGCAGCUGCCGCCCUCGGUCCUCCCUCCAAAUCCCACCCUCCAGCCGAGUCGAGGCGAGCAAACUCUCCGUCCAGCGAUCUCCCACGCGGCGGUCCCGAUGGCGUCGGCGCCCGCCUCCGGCUCGUACCGGUGCGCGGCGUGCGGCGCGGACCUGAACCUGUCGGCGGCGCACCUGUACCCGGCGGGCGUCUUCUUCGAGGCCGGGAACAAGGGCACGCUGUCCUUCUCGUGGGUGGACGAGUCGCGCCUCCGGUUCGCGCCCGAGGACCGGAUCCGCCCCUUCUUCGAGACCCGCAACUACUGGGGCAUCCAGCGGAAGCGCACCCGCAUCAGCUGCGACGCCUGCGGCCGUCUCCUCGGCCACGUCUACGACGACGGCCCGCCGCUCAUGCAGGGCCCCGGGCAGUUCGGGAUGGGGCCAAGCCAGGUGAUCCCGCGCCGGCCGAGGUACCGCUUCAAGAUCAAGGCCGUCGCCGCGCCCAGUCCGCCGCCUGCCGCCGCGUAUGGAAAGUGAAACCUGCCGUGAUGCGCCCCUGAUUUUGGGUUGGUCUGGUCGCGUAUCGUGUUGCGCUGUGAUUUCUGUAAAUUAGUCUUGUGUGUAUGUAAAUGGUGUCGUGCAGUUUUUUCACCUUGUUCAUUGGUUGGUUGCAAUAAAAUUUGACAUUUGGAGAAA
This is a messenger RNA of Setaria italica (foxtail millet), 750 nucleotides long. RefSeq lists its product as uncharacterized. The record is from RefSeq and is a predicted model, not a curated record. The transcript has a single exon. The coding region runs from base 175 to 591 and encodes 138 amino acids. NCBI's taxonomy places the organism in Eukaryota, Viridiplantae, Streptophyta, Magnoliopsida, Poales, Poaceae.